GCAUGGAGCCCGGCGGAGACCACCGGAGCCGGAGCGGCGGCGGCAGGGGCGGCCCCGGGCCAGCAGCAGCCUCGGCACGGGGCCGACGGCUGCCGCCCGCAGGAUCGAGCGGCGGCGCGGAGCCCGAGGAGGACGACGGCGGGCAAGAUCUUCAGCUGGAAGGGGGUGCCUUGGGGUCCUGGGGGAGUGCCCCCCUGCCCUCCUCCAGGGCCAGGGGACCAGCAUCUUCAGGCAGGAAAUACUCAGACCACUGUGAGGCCCGGGCCUCGAGGCCUGGAAAGAGCCGCAUCCCCGGCCGUGACCACCGGCGCUACUACCACGAUCACUGGCGGCUGGAGUACCUGAUGGACUUCAACCCUGCCCGGCACGGCAUGGUGUGCAUGGUGUGCGGCAGCUCUCUGGCCACUCUCAAGCUCAGCACCAUCAAGCGGCACAUUCGCCAAAAGCACCCCUACUCCCUGCACUGGAGUCCCCGGGAAAAGGAAGUCAUCAGCAACAGCUGGGAUGCCCACUUGGGGCUGGGGGCCUGUGGAGAGGCCGAGGGCCUGGGGGCCCAGGGGGCUGAGGAGGAGGAGGAGGAGGAAGAGGAGGAGGAGGAGGAAGGGGCUGGCCUCCAAGCUUGCCCGCCCAAGGGCCCAGGCAAAGCCCCAGCUGGUGGGGACAGCCGGCGCCAGCGACGAGGGGGCCCAGUGGCACCCCGGGCUCGGCGUCGGCGCCUCUCUGCCUCCCGGAGGGCUGGGGGCAGCAGGGGGCUGGGUGCCCGGCGCCUGGAGCGGAGGCUGAAGGAGUCCCUGCAGAACUGGUUCCGGGCAGAGUGUCUCAUGGACUAUGACCCGCGGGGGAACCGGCUGGUGUGCAUGGCCUGUGGCCGGGCACUACCCAGCUUGCACCUGGACGACAUCCGUGCCCACGUGCUGGAGGUGCACCCCAGCUCCCUGGGGCUCAGCGGCCCCCAGCGCAGUGCCCUGCUGCAGGCCUGGGGGGGCCAGCCUGAGGCACUGUCUGAGCUCAUCCAGUCCCCAUCAGACGAUGACCUCGUCCCCCAGGACCUGACCAGAAAGAGCCGGGACUCGGCCCCCGCUGCUGGAGCCCCCUCUCAGGAUCUCAGCCCCCCAGACGUAAAGGAAGAGGCUGGCUGGGUCCCUGAGAGGCCUGGGCUGGCAGAGGAGGAGGAGGAGCUGGAGGAGGGCGAGAGGGUGGGGGUCCCCGGCCGCUCACCGCGGGGCCGCGACCACCGCCGCCACUACCAGGAGCGCUGGCGGCUGGAGUACCUCAUGGAGUUGGACGGCGGCCGGCGUGGCCUGGUGUGCAUGGUGUGCGGGGGCUCGCUGGCUUCGCUCAAGAUGAGCACCAUCAAGCGGCACAUCCGCCAGCGCCAUCCGGGCUCCAAGCGCCUCAGCGGGGCAGUCAAGGCCCUCAUCGCCCAGGAGUGGAGCGAGAAGGCCGCCCACCUGCUGGCCCUGGGGCUGCCCUACCCCGAGUCCCCCAGGGAUCCUGCCGCCCCCAGCACAGCCGCAGCCUCCGAGGAGGGGGGAGGGGAAGAGGAGGAGGAGCCAGAGGAGGAGGAGUGGUGGGGCGAUGUCCCGCUUUCCCCCGGGGAACCGUCGGAGCGGCCCGCCGAAGAAGACGAGGACGACGAGGACGGCCCAGAGCCCGGGGGACUCGCCUUCCCACCGCUGCCGCCGCCGCCGCCGCCACCACCUCCCCCGCCACCGCCGCCCCGCAGCCGAGAGCAGCGGCGAAACUACCAGCCGCGCUGGCGGGGCGAGUACCUGAUGGACUACGACGGCAGCAGGCGCGGCCUGGUGUGCAUGGUGUGCGGGGGCGCGCUGGCCACGCUCAAGGUCAGCACCAUCAAGCGGCACAUCCUGCAGGUGCACCCCUUCUCCAUGGACUUCACGCCCGAGGAGCGCCAGACCAUCCUGGAGGCCUACGAGGAGGCGGCGCUGCGCUGCUACGGCCACGAGGGCUUCGGGCCGCCCGCCCCGGCGCCGCGCGACGGCAGCACGGACCUAAAGGCGGGCGCCGUGUGUCGGGCGUAGAGGACUCGCACUCGCGGGGCUGCACCUGGCCGACCUUCCGGCCCGGAGCCCCUGCUUCCUGCGGCCUUGGCCGCUGCCGCUGCCCCCCGCUGGCCGGGCCGGGCGGAGAUAGGGGACUGGGUGGGGUCGCUGGCUUCCGCUCGCUGCCAGAGCUCCAGAAGCUGGUCAGGGCGCCCAGGAAACGCGUUCUUCCCUCAGACCCGGGGCCCGGCCCUCCGCUCCGGGCCUCACGUUCCUGAGAAGCCACAGCGUUUGCACGGAGAGCUUCUGGCCUCUAGCCGCGCCCCGCGAGGCGGUUCUGUACGUGGCCGGGACAGGGGCGCCUACAGUCAGUAUUAGGGUCUCAAGUAGGGUCGGGGGCAGGAAGGACGCGCCCCUUCCUCUGGCCGGGGGCCCAGCUCUCAGAGCCGCACACCGGCAGGCAUGGCUCCCGGGUCGGGGCGGCUGCUGUCCAGUCCUUACUGGCAUUAUCGACCGCUGGGUCCGGGACUGCGGACGGGGCCUUCUUCGGGAGGCGGGGCCCCUGGGCUUGGGAACCCGCCCGUGGGGAAGGCGCGUAGGACCGCGGGCGGGGGGGGCGGUGGCCCGGGGCGGAGGCGGAGCUCGUCCCGAGCCCCGCCUGCUGCGCCUGCCUCUGGGGCGGGCUCUGUGGGAACCCAGAGCCCAGAGGCCCCACCCGCCUCCCCGGACACUGCCACGCCCGCCCGGACCGAGAUCUUGUAAAGGGAUUAGCACUUUUUUUCCUUUGCUCCUCCUGCUCCGAAGGCCUCCUGUUACCCUAAAAUUCAGUCAGGCGCUCCUGCUUCAGCGCCCCCGUCAGUGCGAGCCCGGGGCACUGGAGGUCCCGGCAGUUGGCUUUAUAUUCCCGUCCCCUUCUUGUCCCCUUUUGUAUGCGGUGGGCGUGCCACCCGUUCUCAGUCCUCAGGGCCUGGGGCCGGGCCUCGGCCUUCCUUUCUCCUCCCCGCGGCAGCACCAGGCCUUGAGGGGUCAGGAGUGGGCCCCGCGAUCUCCCAGGCAGGUCCGAGAGGGAUGUGUAGAUUCAUUCUCCUGUGGAGAACAGGUGGCCCCGAGAUCAGGCCCUUUUUGCUCUUUGUAUUUUAUUUUGAAACUGUAUUUAAUGCUUUUAUAUGAGAGGGGGAGGGGCGGGAAGCGAGCUGUCCGUCACCCUAUGUGCAAAUGUCUUAUUUAUUAUGCGUGUAUCAGAGAUAAGCUGUGAGGUGGUGGAGGAAGGACCUAAAGGUAAGAGGAAUUAGGCGGAGGCGCGGAUGGGAGGACCCCAAACAUCCCGUACUAGUGUGGGACUCUCCAGGCCCCUCCUCGAGUCUCUGGGCCCCAGUGUCUGCUCUUCACAUAGCCAAGCCAGUUCCUUUGUUCUUAAAGCCUGAGUGGGGACUUCAGGGCUGGGCCUGGAGGGCAAGGGGCCCUGGCACCUGGCGCCAGGAGUUGCCUCUGUGGGUGGGAAAGCAGAGAGCAAAGAGGAAGCCUUUCCUCUCAUCCCAGCGCCCCCAGGCCAGAGCUCAAGGUUCAAGUGCCUCAGGCCCAGUCGCCUUGACUCUUCCUAAUUGGGAAUUGGAUUUUAUACCACGGAUUUUAUAGCAUUUUUUAUAUAAUUCAAGAUUGUUUGAAUUGGAAAGACCUUGGAGAUCAACUAGUACCCGCCCCACCGCUUUCACAGGUAAAAUGAAGCUCAGAAACUGAAAUGAUCAUACAAGUAGGAACAGUACAUGGACAAGAAUAAAAAUCUCAACUUUCAAUUCAGUGUUCUUUGCACUACACCACAUGGCCUCCCAAUCGCUCCUAAGUUAUCAAAAUGUUUUACUAUUAGAUCUGCUGAAGGAUGGCUUGUGCUGGGCACUGUAGGCCAUCCCAGUGCAGUUGUGGCCUCCCAGGGAUGGCAGAGAACUGCACACCCUCCGGGAAUGAGUAUUCUACAUAGGCUUCAGCUGGAGGGUGGCGGCAGCAGCCUUCAUCAGAACUCCAGGUGUGACUGUUGCCUAGCCCAAGGCCUCUCCAGUGGGGCAAAAUAUCUGGCAUUGUGCUGUUGAUGCCACCAAGGAUUCAGGAAGUGCCACAUGGGCUGUCAGUUGACUGAAAAGUGAAUUCCCAGAGUGUUUGAACCUCCAAGGGUUUUUGCAACAGUAUUAAAAGCUUGAGAACAGGGAUUACAGAUGGCACCGGGUUGGGUACUGCCAUUCUUUUAUUUUCCUUCAUGCAUGUUGUUUUCAGAUCCAGGAGUGUUCCGCCACUUUUGCUACUCUGCCUAUUCAAAAACAGUAGGCAAAUUGGGGCAACUAUUAUAGUCAUCCCGGCCCACUGCUGAAGUUCAGGUAAGCCAGGGCAGAGAGCAGGGUGGGAAUGGUAAUUCCUCUUGAUAGGCAGGGAGAGGCCUUAGGAGGACAGGAGUCCAUGUCUUCAUUGAGAGGUAGCCCCAAACACUUAACUGGUCCUCAAGUGUGGCCACCAGAACAGCAUCAUCACAUUAGGAACUUACUAGAAGUGUAAAUUUGGGGGCCCCACCUUAUGGGUCAUAAACUGGGGUGAGGCCCAGCAGUCUUUUGAUAGCCCUCCGGUGAUUACGAGGUUCACUGAAGUUCUGAGCACCAGUAUCUAGAACGUGCCACGGUAGUGAUUACUACUUUGCAGCUACAGCCUCAAAGGUUAAGGGUUAGAUCAGGUGGUCCUCAUCUCCAGGUGCCUCCUCCUUGCCUUGGUAAUCUGACACGAACAGGUGAAGUUUCUUCAUGAAUUUUUUGUUAAUGGUAUGCUUGCUAUUAUGGCCAAUAUGUAAAUGUUACUCUGAAUACAUAUUUAUAUACCAUGUUAGCGACAUUAUUUGAACAUUUGUAUGCGUAUUUGUGAAGUUGUUUGCAUCAGUUAUUUUUUAAAAACUUUCAGCCUAAGUUUUCUAAGAGAUAUGUUGAAUAAAUUUCAAAAAUCCAGUUUAAGGGUCAUGGCAGCCUUAGCUUUGGGAAAGAGCAAAUCUGAGGGGUCAAGUUCUUUCAGCAAAGACAUAUAUUUAGUUUCCAUUUUCCAUGGUGACUGAAAUCAUUUUAAGUACAUCGUGACUAUGUGUGAGUUACAGGCUGCUUCAUGUUGCAGGUGGGGGAACCUUCAUAGGUUGGUGUGAACUGGGACAAGAGACCCCUCUGGCCCCUUCCACGCCUCAUCAUCUUCCUCCUAAGGCCACCUCUUAGAGGGUCUCAUUUUCUUUCAGAAACCAAAUGCACACCUUUGCUCUACUAUGGAAAUUCUGCAAUCUUGGAGAUCAUUACCAGUAUCAACAAUUAGUUUUUUUAAAGUCUCAAAAGUGGAGUGGGGAUGGGGGCCAGUGGAAGUCUUGUUUGGUUCUUACUUUACCCAAACUGUGUAUAAAGAAUAAAGUUAGCAGAAUGACAACACA
Camelus dromedarius (Arabian camel) is the source of this 5442-nucleotide messenger RNA. RefSeq names its product zinc finger translocation associated (gene ZFTA). The record is from RefSeq and is a predicted model, not a curated record. Bases 3 to 2042 code for a protein of 679 amino acids. Gene Ontology annotation, biological process: negative regulation of DNA-templated transcription. The transcript is spliced from 5 exons. Lineage: Eukaryota; Metazoa; Chordata; Mammalia; Artiodactyla; Camelidae.